AUGGAUCCUCGAACAGCUCCUGCGCAAAGAUCGAUAUGGGGCGCUUUGAAAGAAGCACAGUUCCAGCAGAAUAUCGCUGAACUGUGGAAAAUCACCCAUGGACGGCCCAAGGAUCCCCAAACGUAUCCUCUAGCUACAGAAAGUACCUCUAGAGACGACGUUGUUCCAAUUACAGUAGAGCUUCAGCUCGCCAAGGGCAUUGCAUUCAUCUCCGCGGCCAAAAAGGGCGUGGAAUCCGUUGCGGCGGUGGCGAUAGAGCAACCUCAGAACCCAUCUCAAGGAUUCCGACUGAAUUUGGCGACCAACGAAGAGAUUCGGCCGGGAGUCAAGGAUAGGAUGGACGAGGUAGCCGCGAUCUUGCGAGAAACGGCCCGAGAAGAGAAGACUAGAGAUCAAUGCAAAGAUGGCAUUCUGGAGUCGAUUGUACGCUUGAACCAGGCCCGGAUUGACGACCGUCUCAAGAGCAAGCGCUCGCGGUAUAUCGUCCGAGACGGGUUGCUGGGUAUAUUGACGAAAGCGGCCUCGCAUUCGGGCCAUCGCGAAACUCUGUCUAGUCGACUUCAAACCCUGUGCACCUCUCUAGGAGACUAUUGUAAUCGGGCCAAGGGACGAAAGACGCUCGAGGAUGUCAAGAGACUCGUGGUUGCAUGUUAUGGCUUCUUCGAAGCGACAUCAGAUGGGGAGAAUGUGACGAACAUGCUCCGUCAGGUUGGCGUCGACGUCGACGGGUCACGAGGAAAUCCACACCUUCGACAGAUUGGGAAGAUUGCCAGCUACUGUCACAUCGCGGAGACGUUGAGUACGAUCGCCUCACACCAAGAAUAUCGACGCUUCUGUGUCAAUCUCAGUAUCCGCUAUGUACGUGCGUAUAGAACUGUUCCAUCGCCCAUCCCCGCAGUCGACGGGGGGAGUCGGGAUUGUCACGUGCAUGCCGAAGUCCAGCUAGUGGUCGACCUGGAUUUGAGAGAGCCUUCGAACUGGAGAUAUCCACGAGCAAUUGCCUCCAGCAAAGCGGCAUGCUUUCUUUGUGAAAUGUUCGUCAAUGGACACGGGAGGUAUUUUGUUCCACAAACGCACGGUAAUUUGACUCCCCACUGGACGAUCCCAGAUCUUGACCAAUUCAGCCCAACUCAACUGAGUCGGUACCAAAACAUUAUUGGCUCGAUGAACCGCGAGCUCCAAAGACUGAUCAAAAUUCCGCACCCACGCCGGCUCGAUGCUGCCAUGAGUUGGCAGGCAUUGUCCCAGCUGAACUUGUUCCCAUACUCGCCACCAUCUGCCAACCACAACAAUCCUCCACUUCCACUCGUACAGACCGUGCCGGCCAUUCUGGGACCCUAUAUCAACAAUGAAGAACAAGCCGAGGGACACCUGUUACCGAGAAAUGCCUUGAUCUCAAAACUAGGUAUAUCCUAUUCGUCUCCGGGCAUUGGGGAGAUUCCUGGACUGCAACACUCACCCGGACGAAGAACACAGAGGCAGGUUCGAUCUUCCAUGAAUCUCGAUUCCGAGCAGCUUCCACCAGCUGCUCGUGUCAUAAGAGAUCAUAAAAGUCGAACCUGCGACAUGCCGUUCGAGCGUGGCAUGCAUGGACGACCACGGGGUCAAUUCAGCACGCCACGUUCGGAUGGCAUGAGCCGAAGAAUCGACUUUCAUGAUAUGGAGCUCUUCCUUGAGAUUGAGUAUCCAGCAGCCGCACAGAUUAUUAUCAUUCAGUGCUCUAGGCCGGACAGACCGGAAUCCCACCGAGUCAUCGAGGUCGACAAGAUCAAGCCCGGAGCGACGCUUGAGGUUGACACAGGGGGGGACUUGGCGCAACCACGAGUCAUGUUCCUUACCAUGAGGGAUGACACGGGAAUAGAACGAUGGUGGGAGUGCCGUUGGAAGAGGAGCGGGCAAGAGUGA
Cladophialophora psammophila CBS 110553 is the source of this 1905-nucleotide messenger RNA. RefSeq lists its product as uncharacterized. The transcript is spliced from 2 exons. Lineage: Eukaryota; Fungi; Ascomycota; Eurotiomycetes; Chaetothyriales; Herpotrichiellaceae. The record is from RefSeq and is a predicted model, not a curated record. Bases 1 to 1905 code for a protein of 634 amino acids.